Pyrenophora tritici-repentis Pt-1C-BFP is the source of this 2529-nucleotide messenger RNA. NCBI's taxonomy places the organism in Eukaryota, Fungi, Ascomycota, Dothideomycetes, Pleosporales, Pleosporaceae. The record is from RefSeq and is a predicted model, not a curated record.
AUGAUGAAGCUUACUGUUGCCUUUUUGGCCGCUCUCGCUGCCGCGGAUGCCGCCGAGGCCCGCAACCACCGCAUGGCUCGCCGCCAAUACGGAGGCUACGGUUCAGGCUACGGCGCUGAGCUCCCCUCUUCCUCUUCCGCCCCCGGUACUUCACCUACCCCCACCCCCGACCUCCCUGCCGGUGCAGUCUCUACACCCCCCGCUGGUGGCUACGGAGGUGGAUACGGUGGUGACAUGCCCUCUUCCUCUUCCGCCCCUGGCACUUCACCCACACCUACCCCCGACAUCCCUGCCGGUGAAGUCUCUACUCCUCCAGCUGGCGGAUACGGAGGUGGCUACGGUGGUGACAAGCCGCCCAGCAGCUCUUCCGCCCCCGGUACUUCGCCGACACCCACUCCCGACAUCCCUGCCGGUGCUGUAUCUACACCUCCCGCUGGCGCCGUCUCUACUCCCCCAGCUGGUGGAUAUGGUGGCGGAUACGGCGGUGACGUUCCUGGUGUCAGCAUGAGCUCCGCUGUCCCCUCCGGCGCUGUCUCUUCUCCUCCUGCUGGUGGAUACGGCGGUGGCUACGGCUCGCCCUCGCCCUCAUCCAGCCCAUCUCCCUCCACUCCCGCUGGUGCCGUUUCCACUCCUCCAGCUGGCGGAUAUGGUGGCGGAUACGGCGGUAACGUCCCUGGUGUCAGCAUGAGCUCCGUUGUUCCUUCUGGAGCUUCAUCUACUCCCGCUAUUCCCGCUGCCACCACCUCCACCCCCGCUGGUGCUGUCUCCACUUCUUCAGCUGGCGGAUACGGUGGCGGAUACGGCGGUAACGUCCCUGGUGUCAGCAUGAGCUCCGUUGUUCCUUCCGGAGCUUCCUCUGGCAGCCCGUCUGCCUCCACUCCCGCUGGCGCUGUCUCCACUCCUCCAGCUGGCGGAUAUGGUGGCGGAUACGGCGGUAACGUCCCUGGUGUCAGCAUGAGCUCCGUUGUUCCUUCCGGAGCUUCGUCCACUCCCGCUAUUCCCGCUGCCACCACCUCCACCCCUGCUGGUGGUAACGGCGGCUACGGCAGCCCCUCCAGCACCCCCGGCAAGCCUGUUACCCCCGACGCCGCUACCUCUACUGGCAUGUCCGGCACUGGCUACGCUCCCAAGCCCACUGGAACUGGCUCUUACCCCGGUUCUUCCACCCCAGUCAGCGACAUGGUCACCAGCACCAUCUACAGCACCCAGAUCUUCACUGUUUCUGCUUGCCCUCCCAGUGUCACUAACUGCCCGGCUCAAGCCACUUCCAUGAUCACCAGCGUUGUUCCCGUUGGCACCACCGUCUGCACCGCCGAGACUGGCAAGCCCACCACUACCCCUGGUGUCGUCACUGAGUCAGUCCCCGUCAGUGAGAUCGUCAAGACCAGCACUCAGACUCUCACCUACACCGUUGGUAUUGGCUCCACUGCUCACCCAGUGACCACCGAGAUCACGUCCACUCAGACCUCGACCCAGUACUCCACUGUAGUUGUCACCAUGAGCAAGCCCAAGCCCACUGGCUCUGUCCCCAACCAGACCACUGGCGGAAGCGGCUACCCCACUGGCCCUGCUGGCGAGCACCCUCCCAGCCCAGAUGUCACCAGCACCAUCAAGUCUACCUCGACCUCCACCAAGUUCGUCACCGUCAAGCCUACCCCCACCGGUCCUUCAGGCAGCUACCCCCCUGGUCCCCCAGCUGGCGAGAAGGGACAUCCAUCUCCUUCUUCCCCAGCCGGCAGCUACCCUCCUGGUCCCCCAGCUGGCGAGCAGGGACACCCAACUCCCUCUUCCCCAGCCGGCAGCUACCCUCCUGGUCCCCCAGCUGGCGAGCAGGGACACCCAACUCCCUCUUCCCCGGCCGGCAGCUACCCUCCUGGCCCCCCAGCUGGCGAGCAGGGACACCCAACUCCUUCUUCCCCGGCCGGCAGCUACCCUCCUGGUCCUCCUGCCAAUGAGCAGGGCCACCCCCCUGCUGGUGAGGAGUGCCCUCCUCCUACCACUGUCACCGUCACCUCCAAGGAGACUGUCUACGUCACUGUCGGUGUCCCCACUGCUACCAACUCCGCCGGCACUCCCGUCACCCCUGAGGCUGCUGUCAGCACUGCUUCCCCUACUCCUGCUGUCCCCACUGGCAUGUACCCCGUCCCCGGUAACGGCACCAUGAGCCACCCCGGCGCCACUGGCUUCAAGACCUCCACCAAGCCUUCCCUGCCCGUCAGCACUGGCACUUCUUCUCUCCCCACCUUCAGCGUAGUCACCCCCGGCGCUGCCUCUUCCACCCCUGCUGUCCCCGCUGCUUCGACCUCUGCUCCUGCUAACGGUGGUGGAUACGGCUCUCCAUCCUCCUCCUCCACCCCCGCUGUCCCCGCUGCUUCUGCCUCUACCCCCGCUAACGGCGGUGGAUACGGUGGUGGAUACGGCGCCGCUACCCCUGCUGCCGCUACCUCCAGCAAGCCUGCCACCACCGGCACCCCAUCCAACGGUGGCGGUUACGGCUCUGGUUACGGUUCCGGCUAUGGCCGUAAGUAA